GCUCAUCAGCAGAGCAGACGAGCAGACCGGUUACUAGCUGCGGGGAAAUACGAAGAGGCUAUUUCUUGUCACAAAAAGGCUGCAGCGUACCUCUGUGAAGCCAUGAAGCUGACACAGUCUGAGCAGGCUCGCCUGUCCCUGGAGCUGCAGAGGGACAGCCACAUGAAGCAGCUGCUCCUCAUCCAGGAGCGCUGGAAGCGGGCGAAGCGUGAGGAGCGGCUGAAGGCCCAGCAGCACGCGGACAGGGACAGGGACGUCGCUGCCCACCUGCAGGCAUCGCCCAGGCCGUCUGCGGAGGACGCGGAGGCCCAGAACCCCCUUCUCGCUCAGAAGCACAGCCCUUCCGCAGAGAGACGCCUCCCUGAAGUCCAGGGGGUUUUUGACAGGGAUCCAGACACACUGCUGUACUUACUUCAGCAAAAGAGUGAGCCCACGGAGCCGUGCAUUGGAAGCAAAGCCCCAAAAGAUGACAAAACGAUUAUAGAGGAGCAGGCAACCAAGAUUGCAGAUCUGAAGAGACACGUGGAGUUCCUUGUGGCCGAGAAUGAGAGAUUAAGGAAAGAAAAUAAACAACUAAGGGCCGAAAAGGCCAGACUUCUAAAAGGUUCAGCAGAAAAGGAGCUGGAUGUGGAUGCUGAUUUUGUAGAAAAAUCCGAGCUCUGGAGCCUGCCACCACAUUCAGAAAGUGCUGCAGCCUCCUCAACCUGGCAGAAGUUUGCAGCAAAUACCGGGAAAGCCAAGGACAUUCCAAUACCCAACCUUCCUCCCUUGGAUUUUCCAUCUCCAGAGCUUCCGCUUAUGGAGCUCUCUGAGGACAUCCUGAAAGGAUUUAUGAGUAAUUAAAAUGGAAGGUCAGGAGAGAGUUCAGAAGAGGAAAUAAUUGAGUAACACAGUUAAUCCAGAAAAGAAAAAAAGGGAAAACCACAGGCAAGGGCAGUCCCAGAAUUCUCUCGUCCGUCCGCUCUGAGGGAGAGAGGUGCGCCGGACGCGGGACGUCACUGUGAAGCGUACCGCGGUCUGCUUCUCGCACAGCUGGCGACCCUGCCUUGGCACACACGGCUGGGGCUGGCGUUCUCCCGAUCCAAAGCAAAUGGCUACCUGGAAUAAUAUCUUCAAGCAACAAUUAUUUUUUGAAUCUUCAGGGUUUAAAUGUAUGAAAGUAUGUUAUAUGUAAUUAAUCUAUAAUGCCAUAAGCCGGGUGUGGUAGCACACACCUGUAAUCCCAGCACUCGGGAGGCUGAGGCAGGAGGAUCGUUCGAGUUCGAGA
Chinchilla lanigera (long-tailed chinchilla) is the source of this 1267-nucleotide messenger RNA. It is a transcript of the gene Nrbf2, whose product is annotated as nuclear receptor binding factor 2. Gene Ontology annotation, biological process: autophagy. NCBI's taxonomy places the organism in Eukaryota, Metazoa, Chordata, Mammalia, Rodentia, Chinchillidae. The record is from RefSeq and is a predicted model, not a curated record.